This is a messenger RNA of Angiostrongylus costaricensis, 474 nucleotides long. The record is from the annotation of a GenBank genome assembly. NCBI's taxonomy places the organism in Eukaryota, Metazoa, Nematoda, Chromadorea, Rhabditida, Metastrongylidae.
AUGAUUUCAUCGGCGCUUGAAUUUGGAAUCUGGAAGAAAUAUAAUGUCGCAAUUUCAGUAGAUGUGCCAAGGAAUUUUCGUCUUCUUGAAGAACUGGAAGAUGGUCAGAAAGGAAAAGGCGACGGCAACAUCUCAUGGGGUCUUGAAGAUGACACUGACAUGACUCUAACUAGGUGGACGGGUACUAUAAUAGGCCCUCCUAGGACACCGUAUGAAUCGCGUAUUUACAAUCUGCACGUGGAAUGUGGACCUAAUUAUCCUAAGGAACCUCCGAGCGUUCGGUUCACUACCAAAAUUCACAUGAAUGGAGUUAAUCAGUCUACUGGCGUGAUAGAUAAAAGGAAUCUGAGCACUUUGCGUUCAUGGAAUGGUAGCUUUAUGAUCAAAUCUGUUUUGGAAGAUAUCCGAAAGAAUAUGAUGUGUGCGAAAGAGAAUAUGAAACUUCCUCAACCGGCUGAAGGUGCAACAUUCUAA